GGAGGAGGAGGAGGUGCUGCCGCCGCCGCCGCCGCCGUCCGGCUCCGCUCAGCCACCUGCGCCUGCCGGGCCCCGUUCCAGUGACAGCCCUGAAUAGGACGGACGCUGGGCUCAGGUGCUACAACCAAACCUACUUUCCCCAUACACAGGAAGCAUCUCGCCUCCCGGGGUUCUGCUGAUGUCAUCUGGACAGUGGUUAGCCAGGAAGGGCUAGUCUGCCCACACUGGACCUAGAAAUGGAGGCAAAUGACCAUUUUAACUUUCCUGGCCUUCCCCCUGCACCUGCUGCCUCAGGACUGAAACCCUCUUCCUCCUCCUCAGGAGAGGGCCUCUACACUAACGGGUCUCCCAUGAACUUCUCUCCACAAGGGAAAAGUUUGAAUGGUGAUGUGAAUGUUAAUGGCUUAGCUACUGUAUCUCACACUACUUCAGGGAUUUUGAACUCUGCUCCCCACUCCUCUGGCACUUCACACCUCCAUCACCCCAGUAUGGCCUACGACUGUCUCUGGAACUAUCCGCAAUAUCCACCUGCCAGUACCGGCAACAACCUUAAAGAUCCACCCCUUCUCUCCCAGUUCUCAGGCCACAGACAAUAUCCACUCAAUGGCUCCAUUGGGGGCGGCCGCCAGGGCUCGCCCCCAAGUCAAAACACUAACCUGCGGGCUGGUAACCAAGAGUUCUGGGCCAAUGGCACCCAGAGUCCCAUGGGGCUCAAUUUUGACUCACAGGAACUAUAUGAUGACUCUUUCCCUGAUCAGAAUUUUGAGGUGAUGUCCAAUGGACCCUCCAGCUUCUUCACCUCCUCACCACCCUCUCCUAUGCUGGGCUCCAGUGUCCAGAGUUUUGCACCUUCCCAGGAACCUGAACCUGGUGGACACCCUGGCGAGGCAGCCGAUAAGGAGCUAGCUCCCAUUGUGGCAGAGAAUGGCACUGGUUUGGUGGGUAGCCUGGAGCUGGAAGGAGAACAGCCAGAACUGAAGAUCUGUGGCUAUGAUAGCUCCGCCCCUUCUGUGGAAUCACUGCACCAAGACGUCUCGGUCCUGGUCCCUGACCCGACAGUGAGCUGCCUGGACGACCCCUCACAGCUUCCUGAACAACUGGAAGACUCUCCUAUCCUCGAUGAAGAUCCGCUGGAGCCCUUUGACUCACUGGCCCCAGACCCAGGGACUGGUGGGCUCUACGGGAUGGAUGACUCGGAGCUGGUGGGUGAAGAGGACAAGCUGCCCCUUGGAGACAGCCCAGACAUCUCAGCUCUCGAUUGCCCCUCCCUCAACAAUUCUGCUGCUUUCAGUCUCCUGGCUGAUGACAGCCAGACUUCAGCCUCAAUCUUUGCCAACCCCAGCUCACCUCCUGUCCUAGGGGAGUCUGUCUUACAAGAUGGCAGCUUUGAGCUGAAUAAUGGGAGUGAUCCAGAACAGGAAGAAGAGGAGACGGGGGCGUCAGCCGUCUCCCCAGAGGACACAUCGUCUCUCCUUGAACAGUCAGCCCCGGCUCAGCUGUCCCCGGAGGACACGUCGUCUGUUCUUGAACAGUCAGCCCCGGCUCAGCUGUCCCCGGAGGACACGGACACGGACAGGAGCAGUGGUCCUGGGUGCACCCCUGACCUUGGAGACAAGGCUGGGGGAGGAGGCGGUGCUUCUGGCAACGGAGAUGUCCUGCGGAGACGGAUUGCCACCCCAGAGGAGGUUCGAUUUCCCCUUCAGCAUGGAUGGCGAAGAGAGGUUCGAAUCAAGAAGGGCAGCCACCGGUGGCAGGGGGAGACGUGGUACUAUGGUCCCUGUGGGAAGAGGAUGAAGCAGUUUCCAGAAGUGAUUAAGUACCUGAGUCGAAAUGUGGUACACCAUGUCCGCCGGGAGCAUUUCAGUUUCAGCCCUAGGAUGCCUGUUGGAGAUUUCUAUGAAGAGCGGGACACCCCUGAGGGCUUGAAAUGGGUACAGCUCUCAGUGGAGGAGAUACCUGCUCGCAUCCAGGCCAUCACGGGCAAGCGAGGUCGUCCCCGCAACACCGAGAAGGCCAAAGCCAAGGAAAUGCCCAAAGUAAAAAGAGGACGUGGGCGGCCACCUAAAGUCAAAAUCACUGAGCUUUUGAGCAAGACAGAUGCCAGACUCCUGAAGAGGCUCGAAGCUUCAGAUGCCCCGAGUGAUGGUGAGAAGGCCAAGAUGAGUAAGAUCAAGAAGAAGAUAAGAAGGAAGGCCAAAAACCAACGGAAACAAGAAGCCAAGAGCUCCAAGCAGAAGGAGAUUAAAAAGAAAUCCAAGGCUGAAAAGGAGAAGGUAAAAGCAAAGGCAGAUAAACUGAAAGAGAAAGUCAGGAAAGAGAAGCUCAGACCAAAAGAGAAGGAGGAGGCCAGACCAGCCUGCAAAGUGGACCGGGUUCCAGCCCCUCAGCGACAGCUGGAGGAGCGACAGCGACAGCAGAUGAUCUUGGAGGAGAUGAAGAAGCCUACGGAGGACAUGUUUGCUGAUCACCAGCCCCUGCCUGACUUCUCGAGAAUUCCUGGUCUGCUGUUACCCAGCGGUGUAUUCUCACACUGCCUGACUAUUGUGGAGUUCCUGCACAGCUUUGGCAAGGUGCUGGGCUUGGACCCAGCCAAGGACGUGCCCAGCCUUGGAGCUCUGCAGGAGGGGCUGCUGUGCCAAGGUGAAGCCUUGGGCGAGGUGCAGGACCUACUGGUGAAGCUGCUUCAGGCUGCUCUCUGUGACCCUGGCCUGCCCACCUACUGCCAGUCCCUGAAGAUCCUGGGAGAAAAGGUGUCGGAAAUCCCAUCUGACCGGGACAAUGUGUCAGAGAUCCUCCGCUGCUACCUCAUGGCACUAUGGGGCAGUAGCCCCGAGUUCUGCGACAGCUUGCGCACCAAACCUUUCCAGGCACAGCCGCCCCAGCAGAAGGCUGCUGUGCUGGCCUUCCUUGUGCACGAGCUCAACGGCUCCAACCUCAUCAUCAAUGAGAUCGACAAGACCCUUGAGAACAUGUCCAGCUACAGGAGGAACAAAUGGGUUGUUGAAGGCCGGCUUCGGAGCACCCCAACUCCCACUCCCAGGCUUGAAAAACGGCUCUGCUAAGCGACCGGGCCUGAGGCAGAACUGCUGGGCUCAGAGGAGAACUGGGGCCGGAGGCGAAGUUCCCGGAUCCCAGAGGAGACGAGCGGUGUGGAGGAAGAGGAGGAAGAGGAGGCUGCAGCAGCCUUUGCUGCCCAGGGCCGGCGGGGCCGCCGAGGCGAGGAGGGCGAUGCCUUAGCGUUCAGCAUUCCAGAGCUAGAGCGACAGAUAGAGAAAAUCUCCAGCGCCAGCUGUUUUUUCCGCAAGAAGUUACUCCAUUCCUCCCAGAUGCUGAGGGCAGUUUCUCUGGGCCAGGAUCGCUAUAGGCGGCGGUACUGGGUGCUGCCAUACCUGUCCGGCAUCUUUGUGGAAGGGGCUGAGGAAGCCCCAGCCUUGGAGGAUGUGAUAAAGCAGGAAGCUGACUCCCCAAAGGGGGCAGCUGCCGCAGCCCCCUCCACACCUCCUUUCUCUGCAGUAAAGAGGGAAUUGGCUGAAGGAAAUGUCAGGACUUUGUCCCCUUGCGCUCGGGCAAGGGGUAGGCCCAGAAAGACCAAGCCUGUCCCUGAGCAGCCCGAGAUUCCCGUAUCACCUGUGGCAAAGGAGGAGCACGAGCUUGCCCAGGAGCAGGCCCAGGCCCAGGAGCAGGCCCAACCCCAACCCCAGGCCCAGGUCCAGGAGCAGGCCCGCAAUGGGCUUCUAGAGCCAGAGGACUCCCCUAUGUCUUUGGGCAGCAGCCAGCAUGACCUCAAGCCAAGUCAGCCUUCCUCUCCUGGCUAGUCAAACCCAGAGCCAUGAUCCCUGCUGAGCAGCUCUGUGCUCACCACCUGACAGCAGCCCUGCAGGCUAGAGCCGACCCCGGUGUACCCUGAGGAACCUGAGCCCAGCCAGCCCUCAACCACCCGGGGCCCUUGGUUCAACCUGCUCCCUCGGACACCCUGCGCCACCGCUCCCUCAACAUCUCCUUGUGCCUCAAAGGAUGGCCCCAGCCCUGAUCCACCAACACCACCUGCUUCCUCUCAACAGGUGAAUGGACCCAGUGCUGCCAAACCAUGUUCCCCAAAGCCCCUCUCUUCCACCCCGCUGUCUGUCUCAGCUCCCAAGAGAUGGGCAGGUGUCCCUGGGAAAGGGCCUCAAAGCCCAGCAGGCCUCGGGCAGCCCAAACGGAGGGGGCGGCCCCCUAGCAAGUUCUUCAAGCAGAUAGAACAGCGCUACCUGACUCAGCUGACAGCCCAGCCCGUGCCUCUAGAAAUGCGCACAGGCUGGUGGUGGAUCCGGGAUCCGGAGGAAUUGGAAGCCACACUGCGGGCCCUCCACCCCCGGGGCAUCCGGGAGAAAGCUCUGCACAAGCACCUCAGCAAGCACAGGGACUUCCUGAGGGAGGUCUGCCUGAGGCCGCCUACAGACCCCAUUCUCAAGCCAAGCCAGCUCCCCACAGUGUCUCAGAAAGAUCUUGUGUGCUGGUCCCCGGCUGAGAGGACCUAUGAAGCAGACCUGGCAAUGCUGCAGCGCGUGGAGGAGCUGGAACAGCGGGUACUACUGGCCGAUCUGCAGAUCCGGGGCUGGACAUGUCCCAGCUCUGACUCUGCCAGAGAGGACCUGGCAUACUGUGAGCACCCGCCUGACCCCCUAGAGGACAUCACUGCACGAGGCCGUGGGCGGGAGGGCCCGGUACCUCAGCGGGAGGACACCAACCCCCUGGAUCUGGCUGUGCUUCGGCUGGUAGCCUUAGAGCAGAACGUGGAGCGAAGGUACCUUCGAGAGCCCCUUUGGCCUCCCCAUGAGGUUGUGCUAGAGAAGGCCCUGCUGAGCCCUCCGGACGCUGCUGCUCUGGGGACCACAGAAAUAUCAUAUGAGAUCACUCCUCGGAUCCGGACUUGGCGGCAGACCUUGGAGCGGUGCAGGAGCGCUGCCCAGGUGUGUCUCUGCUUGGUUCAGCUGGAGAGAUCCAUUGCUUGGGAGAAGUCCGUCAACAAAGUGACAUGCCUGGUGUGCCGCAAGGGGGAUAAUGAUGAGUUUUUGCUGCUCUGUGACGGCUGUGACCGUGGCUGCCACAUUUAUUGCCACCGACCCAAGAUGGACACUGUUCCUGAAGGGGACUGGUUCUGCGUCUGUAUGGCCCAGCAGGCAGAGGGAGAAUCCCCUCAGAAGCCGGGCUUUCCCAAACGAGGUCAGAAGCGGAAAGGUGUCGGACCACUGGGUUUUUCCGAGCCUGAGAGCCGUCGCCGGCGGCGUCCUCGCGCUGUGUCCCGGGGCCAGGAUGGGGCGGCUGUGUCCAGAUACUCUGGGGAAGGGCUGUCCUCUUCCAAACGCCGCCGCCUUUCCAUGAGGCACCACCAUAGCGACCUCACUUUCUGCGAGAUCAUCUUGAUGGAGAUGGAGUCUCAUGAUUCAGCUUGGCCCUUCUUAGAACCCGUGAAUCCCCGACUGGUUAGUGGCUACAGGCGCAUCAUCAAAAACCCCAUGGACUUCUCCACCAUGAGGGAACGGCUCCUUCGGGGCGGGUAUUCCAACUCUGAGGAGUUUGCUGCCGAUGCCCUUUUGGUCUUUGACAAUUGCCAGACCUUCAAUGAGGAUGAUUCCGAGGUGGGCAAGGCCGGGCACAUCAUGCGUCGCUUCUUUGAGAGCCGCUGGGAGGAGUUUUAUCAGGGAAAACAGGCCAAUCUGUGAGGAGAGGUGGGAGAACGGGGGCAGGACACGUUGUGCCUACCCCUUCUCCCAUUACCCCCACCUCCAAAACCCUGCCGUUCUCGCCUGCUGAUGCUGUCUGGGGGCUACACUCAAGAGUCAGAUAUGCCCUGAUCUUGGACUCCGCCUCUGGGCAGCUUCCUGUACCUUCAUUCCCCAGAUACCCCCUUUUUCCUCUUCCUCUUCCCCUCAGAUAAAGGGGAGGGAAGGGGGUCUUCCUGGACUGAAAGCCAAAAAGAGAAAGAGAAUUUUUUUCCUUUCUGUUUUAUUUUCUAAACAAAAAAGGGAGGGGAGAAACACCUCCCUCACCCUUCCCCACCUUUCCUGCCCCAGCACUUUGGGGCUAUUUAAUGAUAGCAAUAGUUCUAGUGAAUGUGUGAAACCGAGAAACACUCUGUACUGUGUGAGGACCCGUAGUAACGGCCAGUAAAGUGGACUUAACUCCCAAGUGUGUCAAGCCGGAUACGGGGCCCUGGACAUGCUGCUUCCACGUCCAGUCUUUCCCCCAGUCCUUUGCCCACUUCAACACUUUUUCUUCCAAUUUCUGCCUUCCUUCCCAUAUCCAAUAAUAUCAAACUAUUGUGUACGGGUUCCUCCCUUUCCUUUUCCCCUGAAUCCUUAAAAGAAAAGAAAACAAAAGAGAUCUUUCAGAGGUUUUUUUCUCCUUAGCCCAGCCUCACCUAGACCAGUGGAUGCUUCUCUGUCCUUCCUCCAAAUCUCCAGCCUUCUCUGGGGCUAGCUAGCUGUGGGGGCGGGUGGGGAAGUGUCUCGCUCCAUCAGCCCUGUUUUCCUCCCCCACCUCCCCUAAAUCCAACCCUCCCUCUUGGGAGCUCCUCAGGGACAAUUACUGCUGAGUUUGGCCAGGAUAACUAUGGGCCCAUUCCUUCCUGGCCUCCCCUCCUUGUGUGUGUUGCUGCACUGUUUGUGUUUGAGCCUUCCUUCGCUCCUAUUCCUCUCUGUUACUUGGGAAAUAUACAAGGAACAGUUUCACCCAGUGAGCAUUUUUUAUGCUCCUCUUCUGAUGUCUGUGAUUCCUCCUUCCCACCCCAGCGUAUCUGUUUGGUUUUCAGGAUCUCUGAUCCUGUUCACUUUGUGUCUCUUGCUCCCCUACACAGGAAGGCCCUAAAGCUUUCUGUGGCUUUUAGUUCUGUUCCUGCUUCCUGGCCUGUCCCCCUCCUUAGCCCUGGGUGGUUAUGGGGCAGGUUGUGUGCACACCACUGUCCCUGACACGUGACCCCACUCUGUAAGAGGAAAGCUGCCAUCUGCCCCAGCCAUAACCACGGGGUCCUGACCCUCUGCUCCCCUGCCCAGCCUUGGCUCCUCCCAUCAGAGAUUACGGGUACUUGCACUGGGGAGGCGGCCCUGGGCUCCAGCAGAGAGCCAAGACACCCACAUCCCCCAAGGAACUUUGCUACUGGGAGGGAGGAGCCAGUUGAGGUCGAGCCAUAAUCCUGGUUUUGCUCCACCAGCUGCACUGAAUAACCACUGAGGGACAUGAAGGGAGAAUGGGCCUAUGUUCUCCCUGCCCUUUGGCUUCUCUCUCCUUUUCCAUCUCAUUUCUCAAGUCGCCUUUUCUGUCAGAUAAACCUCAGAAAUUAUUUUGAGAUUUUUUUUAUUUUAAAUAAGAGGUGAAUUGAAGACUAUUUGAAUUGACUAUAUUAUGCAUAAAUAUUUAUAUUUUAUCUAAACUGCGCUGUAACAAACUUUGUGUUAAAUGUUUGGAAUUCUAGAUGAGGGCUCUUCCCUGCCUGCCCUCAGUCACACACCUCACCCCACCCCCACCCCACCCCACCCCCUCACAGGGUAAUGUUUUUCCUGGUAUAAAAGCCCCUGAAUUAAUUUUGAACUUGUUGGGAGAGGGGGGUGGGGGGGAAGAGAGUGAUGCUCUGGAAUGUCAUGCGUUCCACGUGGAGUUCUCUUCCCUCCACCCAAAUCCCCAGGGAUCAGGCACUCUUGAGGUGGUAGGCUGGCUUGAAAUUUUGGGGGCCUAUCUGGUUGGGGGUAAAGUGGUCAACUGCCCACUUUUCCUUCUGCCUUCAUUCUUAACGAUUUCAAGUGUUUGGGGGUAGGCAUGUUAGAAAUCAAUUUCACCCCUACCCUCGAAAAAGAUCCUGUCCCAUCGAUCUAACAAAACAGGAAGAAACCACAUCGUCAACAAAGGUUGUUCCCAUGUUCCUUUUGUGUCAAAAAGGGACUAACUUUUAUAUAACCAAAUGUGGUGUUUUAGUGACUUUUUGAUAAUGUACAGUUUUUUUGUGAAUUUAAAUUUAUUUCUUUCUAUAUUUUUAGGACCAAUCUCAUUUUUAAUAAGGUUGAAAAGGAAAAAAAAAAGUCUAGAAAACUCCUGUUGUUGCCAUGUGAUGUUCCACAAGUGCAGCUGUAGAGAAAGUGCUUGUCAGUUGAAUAAAAACCACAUUUGAUAGA
This is a messenger RNA of Dromiciops gliroides (monito del monte), 8147 nucleotides long. RefSeq names its product bromodomain adjacent to zinc finger domain 2A (gene BAZ2A). Gene Ontology annotation, molecular function: protein binding; DNA binding. The record is from RefSeq and is a predicted model, not a curated record. Gene Ontology annotation, cellular component: rDNA heterochromatin. Lineage: Eukaryota; Metazoa; Chordata; Mammalia; Microbiotheria; Microbiotheriidae.